Molecule: messenger RNA, 519 nt
Organism: Prorocentrum cordatum
Lineage: Eukaryota; Dinophyceae; Prorocentrales; Prorocentraceae
Source: the annotation of a GenBank genome assembly
AUGCGGGAGGCGAAGUUGGGACCCGACGUGAUCAGCUGCAGCGCUGGCGUCAGCGCGUGCGGGAAAGCCGAGCAGUGGCAGCAGGCGCUGUCGCUGCUCGGCGAGAUGCGAGAGGCGAAGUUGGGACCCGACGUGAUCAGCUGCAGCGCUGUCGUCAGCGCGUGCGCGAAAGCCGAGCAGUGGCAGCAGGCGCUGUCGCUGCUCCGGGAGAUGUGGGAGGCGAAGUUGCGUCCCGACGUCAUCAGCUGCAGCGCUGUCGUUACCGCGUGCGGGAAAGCCGCGUGGCAGCAAGGGCUGUCGCUGCUGAAGAGGAUGUGGGAGGUGAAUCUAUAUUCCGACGUGAUCAGCUACAACGCUGGGAUGGGUUUAUGCGAUGAAGCGGGGCAGUGGAAGCGGGCGCUGUCGCUGCUCGGCAAGAUGAGGGGGGCGAGUCUGGAGCCCGACGUCAUUCACCUACAACGCUGCGGUCAACGCGUGCAAGAGGGGCCGUCAGUGGCGACGGGCCCUGCUGUUGUUUAG